AGUUGCUCGCGGACGACAUUUACUCUGCACUGUUCAAUUGCAUGGGUGACCUUCUUCCGUUCCAGCUAGCUAACUACUGUCUAUGAUCUACAGAAGUGUGUAUUUUUAACGAUGAGAGCGACAGAUUAUAAUUGUGCCUAGGGAGACAUGUUGUCUAGUGUGCUGAGAAGAUGCAUUUUGUCUGGCAGCAAGCCUUUGCAGCUUGUAUCCAGACUAUCCGCUUGUCCAGAUAGACCGCCAUGUAUCAGAGGAAAGGUUCCGAGCUGCGGGUCAAUUUGCAGAGGCCCAGAGCCUCUCAGGUCGAACUCAGGUGCUCUCCUCGGGAUGCAGUCUUUCCACAGUUCAGCUUGGAGGCAUAAGAAAAAGCAACCUGAGGAGCCUCCUCCUCGGGAGCUGGACCUGCUGCGGUAUGACAUGAAGGCCUUAAAACUGGCGCCCAAACCUGCAUUAUAUCUUGGACUAUCUGGUCUCAUACCGUUUGUGGCUGCACCACUUGUCAUGAGCGUUACAGAGCUCUACAUGCCUGAGAUAGCAUUUGCACAAGUUGCAUAUGGAGCCUCUAUUGUGUCCUUCUUGGGUGGUGUACGAUGGGGUUUUGCUAUUCCUGAGGGUAGUCCAGCCAAACCUGAUUGGCUGAACCUGGCAAACAGUGUUGUUCCCUCUUUGAUAGCCUGGGUAGCUUUACUCUUCAGCAAGGAUUAUUUUACACAAUCAGCUUUAACUGUGAUGAUUGGACUAGGAGUUGCUCUGCACUAUGAUCUCGCUCUGCUUCCCACCUACCCUAGCUGGUUUAAAGCUAUGAGAGCCCUGCUCACAUUUGUCGCCUUUUUUUCUCUGUUGUCAACUAUCGUGAUGAAAGGAGUGUUCCCAGAAAAGAAGUUUCUUACAGAAAAGUGAUGUGCUGUUAUUGGAUAUGGAAUUUAUUAUUUAAAAUGGAAUAAAGACAAAACAAAAGUCUA
This is a messenger RNA of Sardina pilchardus (European sardine), 959 nucleotides long. It is a transcript of the gene tmem69, whose product is annotated as transmembrane protein 69. The transcript has 3 exons. Lineage: Eukaryota; Metazoa; Chordata; Actinopteri; Clupeiformes; Clupeidae. The coding region runs from base 148 to 897 and encodes 249 amino acids. The record is from RefSeq and is a predicted model, not a curated record.